AUGGCUUUGAUAUUUGACUACGUUCCGUCAUAUGAUAUUCCAGCAGCGCUUGAGAUAGAGAAGCAGGGCUACCCAGAGGACGAGGCAGGUACCGAGUCUAGUUUUCGUCUCCGUCAGUCACAAGCCGGAAAUCUCUUCCUCGGAGCGUAUGAACCAACUUCAGGUUCAGAGCGACGCCUUAUCGGAUAUAUAUGUUCAACGUUGUCUCCUUCCCCUACAUUGAGCCAUGACUCCAUGUCGACUCAUGUCCCGAACUCUUCUUCUGUCUGCAUCCACUCUGUUUGCGUUUCUCCUUCUCAUCAACGUCGCGGGAUUGGCCUCUCGUUAUUGAAGGAAUACAUUACUCGUCUAGAAAAAGCUCGUGCGGGUGGCUACGCCAAUUACCGCCGUGUUUUACUCAUCACCCACGAAAAUCUGCGUGAUUUUUACGAGAAAGCAGGAUUCGAAUGGUUGGGUAAAAGUGAAGUUGUCCAUGGCUCCAGACCUUGGUUUGAGAUGCGUAGAGAACUGCAUUCCGCUCAAGGAGUGAUCGAGACCCCUGUCAAAACCGCGAAGGAGAAUGCGAUACCUCCAGGUAUCCUUGAGGCUUUGCAGCGCCCUAAAGAUGUAUUCCCAUCCUCGAAGCUGGUUUCAGACUUCCCGAACGGCCUCCCGGAACUCAUAGAACCUGACGAAAAGAACCCUGGCACCUCUUUCAACAAAUAUGAUCUGAUCUGCCCCAGAAAUGGUUGUGGAAGUGUCAUUUUAAAGAGGGGUGGUGGGAAAUGGACGGAGCGAGAAAGUGUGCAGCUGGAGCCGGAAGGUUAUUCUCAACCGGAACUUCCUCCGUUGCCCAUUCCACCAGAAACCGCCCAAUGGUGGCUUAUCACACCAAGCAUCCUCCAAUUUGAGAAUAUCGGGAGGACACAUUCUGUUCAUCCGCUAUCUGAAGGAGGUAGAGAACGGUCACGAAUUAUUGGCGCGUCGCGUCCGGAAGCCCCUAUUUUUGCAUUUGCACACAAUCAGACAGACAACAUGAGAGAAACUGCCUGA
Psilocybe cubensis is the source of this 1032-nucleotide messenger RNA. RefSeq lists its product as uncharacterized. Gene Ontology annotation, molecular function: aralkylamine N-acetyltransferase activity. Gene Ontology annotation, cellular component: cytoplasm. Lineage: Eukaryota; Fungi; Basidiomycota; Agaricomycetes; Agaricales; Agrocybaceae. The record is from RefSeq and is a predicted model, not a curated record. The coding region runs from base 1 to 1032 and encodes 343 amino acids. The transcript is spliced from 5 exons.